CUGGUAAGCUAGCUGCAGCCCGCGCUUUCCCCACCGCCACUUUCUCCGGCUCCCACCCGCGGCAAACUUUUCCGCCAUAAAAAGUGCCUCGGCGCACGGCGCGGCAGCUCCUAGCUCCACACUCUCCUGCUGCCAGUGCCAGCCAGUGCAACACGAGCAGAGGAUGAGCUCGUGGUUCUACAAGUUGCGGCACAAGAGGGGCGGCGCCGCGAUCGCGGGUGGCGAGCCCGACGACGUCGCCAAGCCGGUGGCGCCGGCGCCGAGCCCCUGCUCCCCGAACAGGGCGUCCUACUACGUCCCGAGCAGGGAGCGCGUCCUCCCGCCGCCGCGCCCGGCUAGGGAGGACAACCCCAGGCUCCGGGACACCCACUUCCCGCGCAGCCCGCAGCCGAGCGACAUCGUCUUCGACGUCGUUGCCCGCCGCGACGACCACCGCUUCAAGCCCAUGCCGGAGCUCAAGCUGCGGCCCAUCCUCACCAGGCACGGCGCGGCCUCGGCGGACAGCACCAGCGCGGCCGCGUCGCCCACGGCCAGGGUGCGCCCGCGGUUCCACGUGAGGCCGCCGCCGAGCCACAGGCGGAAGGCGGCCGCGCUGCCGACCGCGGAGGUGGAGGAGAAGGAGGAGGCCUGCGCGCGGCGGAGUCGGCGGCGGCGGCGGAGCGCCUCCAGGCUCCGGCCGUGGAUGUACGAGAGCCUGGUGGUGGUGAAGGAUUCGGCGGACCCCGAGGAGGACUUCCUGGAGAGCAUGGCGGAGAUGAUCGCCGCGAACGGCGUUCGGUCGCCGCGGGGCCUGGAGGAGCUGCUCGCGUGCUACCUCGCGCUCAACGCGCCCGACCACCACUGCGCCAUCGUCGCCGCGUUCCGGCGCGCGUGGGUGCACCUGCACUCCGUGCCGCCGCCGCCGGCGAGGGGACGCUGCAUGCACGAAUCGCGAUUGAUCUAGCUAGCUACUUUACUUCGCCGAUCGCUGCACGCAAAAGCAAAGAUUGCGACGUGCCUGUUGCUGUGUAUAGUGUGGUAUGAUCCGGGGCGCGCGCCCUCGCUCGCGCGUUCAUGUGAAAACAUUGUGGUGUGCUACGGGGGCUAUGAUCAGGGUUCUUGCACAGAUCACAAGACCGGUUGACUCGUUUUUUUCCUGCGUGGGAACCUCAUUCUUGUUCGGUUUUUUAUGUUGUUGCUGCAAAGCUGAUGAAGGAUCCAUCGAUCGUUGCCGCCUUUACAGAUCAGGGCAGAACAAGUUGCGUCAGAAAAAUGGAUUGGCUCGUCUUUUCCUUUUCCUUUUUGAACAGCAGCUA
Messenger RNA from Setaria italica (foxtail millet), 1295 nucleotides. Its product is annotated as transcription repressor OFP1-like. Lineage: Eukaryota; Viridiplantae; Streptophyta; Magnoliopsida; Poales; Poaceae. The transcript has a single exon. The record is from RefSeq and is a predicted model, not a curated record. The coding region runs from base 164 to 943 and encodes 259 amino acids. Gene Ontology annotation, biological process: negative regulation of DNA-templated transcription.